Molecule: messenger RNA, 661 nt
Organism: Hyphopichia burtonii NRRL Y-1933
Lineage: Eukaryota; Fungi; Ascomycota; Pichiomycetes; Serinales; Debaryomycetaceae
Exons: 1
Coding region: 224-661 (145 amino acids)
Source: RefSeq, a predicted model, not a curated record
UAGUCCUUUGAUUCUUAGAGUUGAAUCUUUAUUCAAGAACUUAAAUUCUAUUUUUAUUCCAAAGUAUUAUAGGAAACCAUUUUCAAACCAGUAUCCACGUUUCAACUUAACUUAAAUUGUAAUUGUUCAAUGAUAAUUCUGGAAUAUAUAAGAGUACCCGAUUGCUCGAAAUGAAAAAGGUUUUACUGUUAUAAUCAAUCAAUAAAACUAUUAAAUCCAAGAAAUGAAAUUCUCUACUUUAUCUAUCUUAACUUUUGUUGCUGCUGCUGUUGCUGACCUUAAAUUCGACGCUACGGUUUAUGCCCCAGAUACUACUUUAGAUGGUGUUGCUAUUAAGAAAGUAGAUUCCCAUCUUUUUGUUUUCUCGGUUGGUGGUGACGAAGGUGUUGACUUGUCUUUAACUUUUAAAGAUUCUGCUUUAGAAGAUCAAGAUGGAACUGGUGUUUAUGUUAACUCCGACACUGGUGAAGUUGGAAGCGUAAGUGGUACUCAAAGUCCAACCGAAGACUUCUCUUAUGCCAAUGAUAUAUUACUUUAUCAAGGCAAGAGUGAAUGGAAAGCUUGCCCAAGUGGUGAAAACAAGUAUUCUUUAGUCACCGGGGUCGACUGUGAUGGCUCUACAGAUAUUUACUUAGUUAUGUCUAAUCAACAAGAAGUUUGA